ACAAGAUGAUUCCUUCAGCCAAUCUUACUAUGGUUACUGAGUUCCUGUUGCUGGGCUUCUCUAACCUCCAGGAAAAGCAGCUUAUGCUUUUCCCAGUGUUCCUCUGCCUCUAUCUGCUCAUUCUAAGUGGGAACAUAACCACAGUGACUGCUAUCCGCCUGGAACACAGGCUCCACACCCCAAUGUAUUACUUCCUGAGUGUCCUUUCUCUCUCUGAGACUUGCUAUACCUUUGACAUCCUGCCCAAGAUGCUCCUCAACCUCCUCUCUGUGCUGAGGACCAUCUCCUUCAUUGGUUGUGCUGUCCAGAUGUUCUUCUUUGUUGGCUUUGCUGUCAACAACUGCCUAUUGCUUAUGGUGAUGGGUUAUGACCGCUAUGUUGCUAUUUGCCACCCUCUGCGCUACCCAAUCCUCAUGAGCUGGCGUGUAUGUGGGCAGCUGACAGUCUCUUGUGGAAUUGCAGGUGUCAUUAUUGCACUAAUUAUGAUUAACAUGGUCUUUAGUCUCCCCUUUUGCAAUUCCAACAAAGUCAACCACUACUUCUGUGACAUCUCACCUGUCAUUCGGCUUGCCUGCACAGACUCAGAGACCCGUGAGUUUGUGAAUUUCAUCUGUGGAGUCCUUGUGCUCGUGGUCCCCUUCUCCUUCAUCUGCAUUUCUUACCUCUACAUCCUGAGAACUAUCCUGAAAAUCCCCUCAACUGAGGGGAAGAAGAAGGCUUUUUCUACCUGUGCUUCUCAUCUUACUGUGGUCCUCAUCCACUAUGGUUGUGCCUCCUUCAUCUACCUGAGACCCACAGCCAGCUACAUCUCUGACAAGGACUUGUUGGUUACACUGACAUAUACUAUCCUCACACCUCUGUUGAAUCCCAUAGUGUAUAGCCUAAGGAAUAAGGAUGUACAACUAGCCAUCAGGAAAGUGUUAUCCAGGAAAUUUUGCUGAAAUUGGCUCAAAUUGAUAGGCCCCUUUGAUAUUU
Monodelphis domestica (gray short-tailed opossum) is the source of this 975-nucleotide messenger RNA. RefSeq names its product olfactory receptor 10R2-like. Gene Ontology annotation, biological process: G protein-coupled receptor signaling pathway. The record is from RefSeq and is a predicted model, not a curated record. NCBI's taxonomy places the organism in Eukaryota, Metazoa, Chordata, Mammalia, Didelphimorphia, Didelphidae. Gene Ontology annotation, cellular component: membrane. Gene Ontology annotation, molecular function: G protein-coupled receptor activity; olfactory receptor activity.